Messenger RNA from Scomber japonicus (chub mackerel), 546 nucleotides. RefSeq names its product troponin I type 1b (skeletal, slow) (gene tnni1b). The coding region runs from base 34 to 546 and encodes 170 amino acids. Gene Ontology annotation, biological process: muscle contraction. Gene Ontology annotation, cellular component: troponin complex. Lineage: Eukaryota; Metazoa; Chordata; Actinopteri; Scombriformes; Scombridae. The record is from RefSeq and is a predicted model, not a curated record. The transcript is spliced from 5 exons.
AGAAAAUCUAAAAUCUCAGCCUCCCGCAAGCUUAUGCUAAAGAGCUUGAUGGUAGCCAGAGCUAAGGAGGAUCUAGAGCAGGAGAUGGAAGAAAAAGAGGAGCAGAAGGAAAAGUACCUGGAAGAAAAAUCUCCUCCAAUACAGACCAGUAGCAUGUCCUUAGAGGAACUACAGACAUUAUGUCAAGAGCUGCAUGCCAAAAUAGAUGUGGUGGACGAGGAGCGCUAUGAUAUUGAAGCCAAAGUCUUGCACAACACCAGAGAGAUCAAAGACCUAAACAUCAAGGUACUGGACCUGCGAGGGAAGUUUAAGAGGCCCAACCUGAGAAGGGUUAGGGUGUCUGCUGAUGCCAUCCUGCGCUCCCUACUAGGCUCUAAGCAUAAGGUCUCUUUGGAUCUGCGAGCUAAUCUCAAAUCAGUCAAGAAGGAAGACACAGAAAAGGAGAAGACAGCAGAGGUGAACGACUGGAGGAAGAAUGUGGAAGCCAUGUCGGGCAUGGAGGGCCGCAAGAAAAUGUUUGAUGCAGCAAAGGGCCCCAGCCAGUAG